This is a messenger RNA of Hevea brasiliensis (rubber tree), 702 nucleotides long. RefSeq names its product heavy metal-associated isoprenylated plant protein 8. The transcript is spliced from 5 exons. The record is from RefSeq and is a predicted model, not a curated record. The coding region runs from base 1 to 702 and encodes 233 amino acids. NCBI's taxonomy places the organism in Eukaryota, Viridiplantae, Streptophyta, Magnoliopsida, Malpighiales, Euphorbiaceae. Gene Ontology annotation, molecular function: metal ion binding.
AUGGGAAAGAGAAAGAACAGGAAAAUUUGGCAAAAUGGUGAGCAAAAUCAAAGUGAUGGAAGGCAGAAUGUGGAAGAGAAUAGUAAAGAUGUUGUGCUAAAAGUUUACAUGCAUUGUGAGGGAUGUAGCAAUAAGGUCUUCAAAUGCUUAAAGGGAUUUGAUGGUGUUGAAGAUGUUGUGAUUGAUAAUGAAAAUCAGAAAGUGAUUGUGAAAGGAAAAAACGUUGAUCCAGUGAAGGUUUUAGGGAGACUUAAAAAGAAGUAUAGUAGGAAUGUAGAGUUGAUUUCUCCCUUACCAAAACCAGAUGAUGGAGACAAAAAGGAGGUCCAAAAGAAACAAGAGCCGAAGAUGAAAAUUAUUGUGCUCAAAAUGUACAUGCAUUGUGAAGGAUGUGCAAAUGACAUCAAAAGAACUAUUGGGAGGAUGGAAGGAAUUAUGUCUGUGGAACCUGAUAUGGAAAAAUCAUUAGUGGUAAUAAAGGGAUUGUUUGAUCCACCAAAAUUGAUUGAAAAAGUUACUAAUAAAUUGGGAAAGUAUGUAGAGAUUGUGAAGCAAGAAUUUGAAGAGAAAAGAAAAGGGAGACAUCAAAAGAAAGGCAAAGAACAAGAAAUUAUGGUGUACCCUCCCCAAUACCAUGUGCAAUACAUCUACCCUUCAAUGGUUUUGAGUGAUGAAAAUGUUUUUUCAUGUGUAAUUAUGUGA